AGAGACCGGAGUGGAGUUGUGGCUCUAUUUAGGUGAUGACUGUGUGAUGGCAGUAAGCUAAUAAAAAUCUUAGUGUAGAGGCUGAAAUUUCAUCUUCAUAACCUUUUUCUUCACUAAGAUAUGGCAGAUAUUCAGAGAAACCAGUACAUCUGAUCAAGAACCUUUUGUGCGUUUGCUGUGGGUGGACAACCUACGUGCCAGAGUGCCACACAAGGAUGGAUGCUAAUGACAAAGAUCAAGAUACAAUUGAUAAGGAUUAUGUGGCUGAGUUAAAGAGGCUUAGGGAUCACCAUGCCAAGGAGGCCAAGGUCAAGAAAUUCCUGGACACUGAAAUUGUGAUGUAUGAGAAGAAAAUGCAGUGGCACAAGUUGGGCAAGGAAAGAAAGCAGUUAACGGAAAGGCUGCAGCGAUUGGAGGAACUCCUAGAAACUACUAGUUGUCUUUGUUUGCGUGAUGAGCUUGAACAAAUGAGGCUUUCAGUUCACCAGGAAAUACAUGACGUUUUGUUGGAGGUGUCUCAGACAGAGAUGUCCGUUGUUGAACUCAAGAAACGCCUUGUGACGUGCCAAAAAUCUCUGGCACUCCUCAUCAAAAAUAUUGAGGAUGACGACAAAUUAGCAGCGAAAAUCAUGAAACCUGCAAAGAGUGCGACCCUAGAAUCGUCCCCGUGGCUCAUGCUGUGUGAAGACAACACUGGUCUUGACGCGCACUGCAGUGCCUUGCCCACCAAGACGCUAAGCCAGUUUGCCUGGGACCAGUCAGCGGAGUACGUGAAGCUCUACAUCGACGUGCCUGGGCUGAGCGAGGCGCACGGCGGCAGCGUGAAGACCACGUACAGUGAGCGGCAGUUCAGCGUCCUCGUCACCGACGUCGCGGGUCUCAACUACAAGUUCCAUGUCGGUGACCUCACUAACGCUAUCGUCGUCAAAGAGAGCAAGUUCAAAACUAAACCAGGCCGCCUUGUGGUAUUCCUUAAGAAGCAGACGAGCGCAGACUGGCCAGACCUGAAGAGAAGUGGUUCUGUAGAGAAGAAGGAAACAAAUGAGCAAGAUGAGCGACAGGUGCAAAUCAUCUUAAAUGAAAUGCUCGCCAUCGGUGCCCAGACGCUUGGAUCACCCGUCGAAUUAGGGGACCUCAUGUGGAAGAACAAGUUUUUCUCAAUUACGGACACCUCUUCAGCCAAAAAGGCCUUGGAUUUGAUGGAAGAGCUGCCUCCCAAAUUCUGCCAGGUUUGCUGGCUGGAUAAAACUGCAGGUUCAGAAAAAAUUCUCAAAUCUGCUCUUCUUGCGGUGGCGAAAACUGAUGCAUACGUUAAAUGGGACUCGAUUGUUUCUAUAGAUGUCGGGCAUAACUACAACUUUGACGACGAAUACCUGCAACUUCUUGUGAACGGCACUUGCAAAUUUCUGUGGUUUUACGGGCGUUUGAGUGCCUCCGGUCUGUCAUCACUACCAUCUUCAGUCGUCCAUUUCAUCGCCAUCGUCACGUGCGCUGAUGACUUCAACGCUCUUGCUUCCUGUGCGGCCUCGUUCAUGACUCUUGAAAUCUUCAUCCAGCGAAGGUUUCCAUUGUAUGACAUCAACCCGUUGCGUAUCUCUGCCAGCGAGAAGCCCGUCACCAUUAUCGUCUCGGACAUCAAUGAUGAUGACGUUGACUGGCUCUUGAAGGCCACUGAUCGCUUCCUACCUACAAGUACGCUGCCCAAUGGCUCACAAGUGAUUCCGGCCUGGAAACUCACUCUGUUGAACAGUCGUCUGACGAUGUCGGCUCACCGCUCUCUCUGCCUCGACCUGAAAGCCAAUCUUGUGCUCGUUGUUCUCUCCAAUGUAGGGGGCAGUUUCGACGUAGCCUCCUUGGCAAGAAUUUACUCCCAGCGACAAUGUAGGCUGGUUGUCUUACCCCCUCAAGAUCCAAAUGCCCUCCCAAAUAUAUCUGUUCCUUUCGAAUAAAAAUUUAAAAGCAAAGAACAUUCCACAGAAAUUCAUGUCUGUAUAGAAAACUUUUCGGAGUCAUGCCCCAUCGCCAGUUCGUAAAAUUUAGAAUUUAUAGAAGAAAUUACUAAUUAAUACAAUUGAAUAUCACAGAGCAGAGUUUGAAAUCUAAAUUUGCAAAUAAUAGACAGAUCACGAAAAACUGUCUAUUCAGAAUUUUUAGGGGAUAGGAGCUAGCAGCUGAAUUCAAAUUGGGCCU
Molecule: messenger RNA, 2190 nt
Organism: Hyalella azteca
Lineage: Eukaryota; Metazoa; Arthropoda; Malacostraca; Amphipoda; Hyalellidae
Exons: 11
Coding region: 216-1949 (577 amino acids)
Molecular function (GO): ubiquitin protein ligase binding; tubulin binding; S100 protein binding
Source: RefSeq, a predicted model, not a curated record